AUGGAUCCAGUCAGCGCACUCGGUGUCGCGGCCGCUUCCGUCCAGCUGAGUGGUGUCGCCGCCAUUGGGGCUCUCCGCGGCAUUGGUCUCUUGAAAAGUUUCAAAGAAACCCCAGCACGCCUCACGGAGCUUUUACUUGACGUCGAAAAAUCCGUUCCCUCGACCCUCCACCUCCGCCAAGAACUCUUGAACCCCGCAUCCAACCUGCGCCAAUGCCUCUCUUCGGUUCAACACCAGGCCUUAUACGAGGCUCUUCGCGAUGCCUACGACGCGACCCUAGUCCUGCAAACGACAAUGGAGCCCUUUUUGGCCGACCCCACGGUCACUGCGGGCCGGGGUAAGAGAAUAUGGAGGAGUAUUGUGUCGAUAAAGAGGGAGAAGGAAAUUGAGGAAAAGCUGGAGAGGGUCCAGCGCUUGAAUGGUCGAGUGAUGAGAGAACUGCAAAUUAGUAGUCUUCAUCUCCAAGCAGGUCUUGUCGGCCUCUCCCAGACGGUGUCGGAAGCUAUACGGAGCCUCCAGUCGACACUGGUCCUCCAGACAACCGGACUUGAAACGAGUGGCGAUGACAGUCUCGAGCUGCAAACCGCUGUUUCGAACACUGAUCAACCAGACAUCGAAUCUCCCGCCACCGACGGAAAGCAUGAGACAUGCACUGCCGGGCCGAGUGAAGUUGAUCCGGUAUGCGACACCGAGCGGUCUUUGCCACUAAACAUGGCGUCUACAACGCACACCGAUACAGCCUGGCAGGCAUCCUCUGAUUUAACGUCAUACGACAUGGUGGCAUUGCGGGAUGAUAUCCUGCCUGUCAUCACCGGGAGAAAAUCGAGCCUGGCUGACGAAACUACGAAUCUCGCGGUGCGUCUCUCAGAUGCGGACAAGAGGGAUCUAGCUCUCCUCAUACGAAAUGAGCUCAUCCGCUCCCCGAGCCUCAUCCAUGAAGCCUACGAUGAGAUUGGCCCAUGGCACAAGUCACCCACUGUUCCAGCCAGAAUUGCGCGAUGCUCUUGUCGCACCGAAGUAAAGCAAAAAUCUGCCAGACGGGGCCCCGUAUCGUUUCGGUACCACGCAAAGAAGCGCCAUGAUUCGAACUGCUCGGCGCGUCAGCCGGGGCCUUGGUCAUGGAAGCAUCAAUUCUCGUUCCAGUUACUCCCGUUUCUCAACAAAACGGUCGAAGUUGUCUUUGGUGCGACAAUACACGGCGGUGGCUUUCACAUGGAGCCUCCCCUCAAGGUCUAUUCAACGGUUAGAAGAUCGGAAUCCCCCAUUUUCCAGCUCUUUGACGGCCUUCCCGAGCGUUGCGCAAUAGGCAAAAAGCCUCUGAGAAGAUGCGGGUAUAUGUGGACAGACAAGUCCACUGGCUCAUUGUUCUGUGGGUAUGAAUGGGAUGUCAGCCGCGUUAAGUUCGAGCUGCGCAAGUUACACGAAAAGCUGGUCGAGAUGCAGUCCAAAAGGCUCGGAUCCAUCAGCGACAAGGAUGAACAUGGACAGACGGUGCUUCAUGAAAUGAUUAUCCUGAUCGGCUUGUUCGCCUCGGUAUACACGCACAUCAUAGAGGAGAUUGACGCACUACUCUUAGCCGCCCAGCAGUGUGCCGUCGAUACAAGUUCGGCUGCGGAGUACGGACACCGGCGGUACCACUACGAUAUUAUGUUGGGCUUUGGGGAGGUCCAUACGACGCCAAAAGACCGGGACUGGUCCGUAUCGACUGCCGCGCAAGAUUGCCUCAGGUUAUUUAGCGAGGAACUCAAGGAUUAUUCUUUCUUUGGGCGACUAUCUACAUUUUGCGCAAUUGAGCCUGAGAUGGACGUCAAUUUGGCGAAGGGCGGCGAGUACGCGGAGCUGGUCGAGGAUGUUGUGAAAAAAGGCCUAGAUCCGAAUGUCAGGUCGUCUAUAGUGGCAGCGUUACGCCGAGACUCCUGGCUCUUGAAGUAUUUUUUCGAAGGAGCUCUGUCCAAUAUCAUCCUCAAUAGAAACCUGGGGCAUCUCCAGCGGGCGCUCGAGUUGCGCAGCUGGUCAGUCGAGGCCUUCGGAUCCCUGCCCAUCAAUGCGCUGGAUCUAGCCAUUGGCUGGGCCGAUGGUCUCAAGGUUUUAGCCACUGUUUGGACGGGAAGCAUCGCGGCCGCAAUCGAGCUGGCGGCCCAAAUGCGGGAAUACGGAUCCCUUGAGAUUUUGUGCAAUGAAUUCAACGUGCCCCUAUUUGGCGAUGAGAGCGAACUCUGUCAAUUCACCCGAACAAUGCUAGCCUACUACAGAAGCUAUUUCAUUCUCGCCGGCGCGCUACGGCAGAGGCGGGAAGCUUUAGCAAACAUUGCGCACCGUUAUCUGUCCCAGGAUGACUUGUCCUCGCUCGGUAUCGAGGACGAGCGGACCCUGGACGCCAAGGCUAGACCGGUUUAUGACCUUCUCAAAGAGAGGUCUGUACCACUGGAACCACGACUCUUCCCCGGCCCACCCGGUUCAAUGUACGGCUCGAUUGCGAGGACUUAUAGAGAUUACAGCGACAAGCUGUACUUGACGGUCAUGCCCUCUCUUUAUCAACUCUACGAGUCCAACUUCCUCGAUAUAGACAACAGGGAUGCUUUGCGCCAGAUGCGUACACCCCUUGAUGAGUUCCUCUUGAGCCGUUCAGAGAAUGAUGACGACUGGGUAAUCGUCUGUAUGUGGCUCCUGAAGAGGGGCGCCUCGCCAACGUUUGGGAAAGACGAGCCAUAUGACAACUUAUUAGUGAGGGUGGCAAAGUCCAUUGCUUGCUUAUCAGAAGAUUUGUUUAGGGACAGAUCUGGACGCCCGGCUAUGAAGAACUUGGUCCAGUACGCAUCGGGGCUAUGCUCACCCACACAAGCAGAUGAGUGCCUCUGUUUCUGCUCCGCCAACGGGUGCCUCGCCCUCCAUCAUCUCCUUCGACAAGACAUGUUCACUCUGAAUGGCUGGUGUCACGGGCAUAGAGAGGACCGGACUCUCUUCUGGGCGGAGCAGUGCCACUUUGAGCCAGACGAUGCCGAGUACGCUGCAUGUCUCGAGGCAUUUGUGCGGCUAGAGCUCUUCAACCGCUUGGGUAUGGCCCAUACCUGCUGUUCAUGGGGUCUGAGCACUCGCAACGAAGCGGAGAACGAGAGGAUACGCGAAGAGGAUGCGGAACUCAACGCGCAGUUGAAUCUACUCAUGGAGGUUUAUCGCCACACACGAUCACGAUGGCCCGAACCCGAGGCGGACAGCGAAUACGUGUCCCGAGUGGAAUGUGGCUGUGUGCACGAGGGGGCAGACUCAUGGUUAUUUUAUGUCAGAGGAACUCUGAUGGCUCAUAAUACCUGGUGGUGGUACAAAGUAAGGCAAAUCCUACCUGAUCUCUGGUCCCACAAAAGACCCUGGCAACCGCCCGGCGAUGAAAUGGAGAUAUUCGUACAAGGCACGCUUUUAAAAAGACAAGGCUACGACGGGCUAGACUUCUCCGAGGUGAUUCGGCGCCAUUUUCGUGAUGAUCUUCCAGUAUCGCCGGCUCAGGCUGAAACUGAGGGCUCCGCAUCCACGUCGAUCACACAUGACAGGGACAGCGCAGUCUCACAGGGCGGUGUGGGGGCGGAAUCGGAUGGAGCGGGGACUGCUGCCUCGGAAUCCAAUAAAGAGUUUGUUCCUCGGGAACGGCCAGAGUUGCUCCAGCAAGUAUUGGAAUUCUUCGAUUAUGAGUACGGUACUCCUGAGGACUUCUCAUACUGGGACACAGAUGUGGAGGAAGCUUUUGCGGCAUUGGAUGAGUCUGGUAGGCUGGAUGAGCUCUCUACUACGGACCAUACGGGGUUGGAGAACAGGGUUAUUAUUGAGGAGGUUUCGGAUUGA
Molecule: messenger RNA, 3834 nt
Organism: Scedosporium apiospermum
Lineage: Eukaryota; Fungi; Ascomycota; Sordariomycetes; Microascales; Microascaceae
Exons: 5
Coding region: 1-3834 (1277 amino acids)
Source: RefSeq, a predicted model, not a curated record